Phymastichus coffea is the source of this 1515-nucleotide messenger RNA. Its product is annotated as motilin receptor-like. Gene Ontology annotation, cellular component: plasma membrane. Lineage: Eukaryota; Metazoa; Arthropoda; Insecta; Hymenoptera; Eulophidae. Gene Ontology annotation, molecular function: G protein-coupled receptor activity. Gene Ontology annotation, biological process: G protein-coupled receptor signaling pathway. The record is from RefSeq and is a predicted model, not a curated record. The transcript has 5 exons. The coding region runs from base 13 to 1119 and encodes 368 amino acids.
UAUAAUUAAUCUAUGAACGUGUUUAAUUUCAGUAGAUAUGUAAAUGCUUGCCGUUUGUACACAAGAAGCAAAGCAAUGGAAGAUUCUUCAGAAUUUUUGAUUAAUCAAACAAUCGACUUCUAUGUCGAUGAUUUUAUAAGCUCGUUUUUCAAUAACACUGAUGACCGUGAAGAAACUGUACAUCUUGAUUUUCGCACGAUUUUGGACAAUAUUAACGACACCGCAGAUGACACAGAGGCCGGUUAUCAAAUAGUGUUUAUGGCCCCAAACUUCAUUCUUGCAAUGAAUGUUACGUUGCUUAUGAUUGGCCUUUUGGGAAACAUCAUUGUGUGUAUCGUUAUUUUCCGUGGCAAAUCUAUCUAUACAGCUACUAACUAUUACUUACUCAACUUAUCUAUUUCUGACGUCUCGGUUUUAAUGACUAGAGCACCUUUCGAAAUAUAUAUGAGCUACUACCGGUCCGAGAUCCAGUACAAAAGUGAAGCAAUGUGUUUCCUUCAUUAUUUGAGUUUUCAAACGGCUGUGAACGUAUCCACUUUGACCGUAACUAUGUUCACUGUAGAAAGGUAUUUAGUAAUAUGCCAUCCAUUCGUAGCCAAGUCAAUACUCGAAACCUCUUUAGUGAAAAAGAUAAUUAUUUUCACUUGGCUGGUCGCUCUUCUAUUUGCAUUUUCACCGUUCAUAUUAGACGGUUUUAACUUCGAUUACUGGAAAACAGUUUAUUGUACUAUAGACUAUGAUGAUAAAUAUGCACUUAUUUUUUCAACGAUAUUUUUUUUCAUUCCGAGUGUAUUAAUUGCAACGAUGUACAUUUUAAUUGGUAUAAAAUUAAAGACUAUUUCAAGCAGCAAACAACUUGGUGUUCGAGCUAAUCGUGAUACUGGGAAAACAAUUAGAUUGCUAGCCUUGAUCGUUGUUGGAUUUGUUUUGUGCUGGGCGCCGUUUUAUGCAAUGGAAAUUAUCUCUCCGCAAAUUUUUUAUAUGAUCAAUGACCUGGUAAUUACUGGUGUUAAUCGACCGGUACUUAAUCCUGAUCAAGAGAAUCAGUUGUACUUUGGCUCCCACUAUAAAUCCUAUAAUUUAUACGAUGAUGUCAAAGAAUUUUCGAGUUGCCCUUAAGGAGUUGCUGUUCGAUUUUCGCACCAAUUCGAAAAAAUGGAGAUCACGCUCGAGCGGCACUCACACUACUAAUACUACGUCAAUCUAAUACAAUCGAAGACAUAUUUUAACUCAUACUUUUUUUCUACAACCAAAAAAAGACUUACUUUCAUGAAAAGUUGUGUAAAUAACUUUUGCAUAUAUUAAGAAGCACUGUCUCCUCAGCAAUUUUCCCAACUUGUUGGUAAAAUCAUUUUAAGAGACCCACUAGAUUAUAAAAUCAUAAAUAAUCCAUCAGCACUUCAUGUGUUAUAGUAAUUAUUUUCAUUCCAUUCCAGAGUUUGCUUAAAAAACAUUCUGUUUGCUUUGGCACACUGCAAACCUUCAACUUCUGUAAUGUGUGUUGUGGGCGCACGU